AUGAGUCCAGUCCAAGAGCUCAAACCAUUGAGUCUUAUCCAAGGGCUCACACCAAGGAGUCCCUCGUCCAAGGAGCUCACACCAGUGAGUCCCGUCCAAGGGCUCAUACCAGGAAGUCCCUCGUCCAAGGGCUCACACCAGUCUCAUCCAAGGAACCAGGAAGUCCCCUGUCCAGGGAGCUCACUCCAAUGGUCUAGUCCAAGAGCUCAAACCAGAAAGCUAAAGCACGCCUGCAUGUGCGGAAGGAAGUUCACUCACGAACGCCAUCUGAGGCAUCAUAAAAAGACAGAAUGCGGAAUCACUUUCCAGUGCGUCCACUGUAAACUAAAGCAUAUCUGUGGCUGUGGGAGAAAGUUCACGCACGGUUACCAUCUGAAGCACCACAAAAAGACGGAAUGCGGAAUAAUUUUCCAGUGUGAACACUGCCCAAAGAAUUUCAAGUACAAACAGUCUCUGAAACACGUAUGUGUUUGCGGGAGGAAGUUCACACACGAUUACCAUAUGAAACACCACAAGAAAUUCGAAUGCGGGAUCAUUUUCAAGUGCGACGACUGUAAGCUAAAGCACGUGUGCGUGUGUGGGAGGAAGUUCACGCAUGAUUACCAUCUGAAGCACCACAAGAAGACAGAAUGCGGAAUUGAUUUUAGAUGCUCGACCUGCGGCAAGUCGUUCAGGUCAAAACAAGGGCAGAAGAUCCACUCGGCGUCAGCUCACAGGAUGAAGAUCUUGCCUUGA
Messenger RNA from Cimex lectularius (bed bug), 735 nucleotides. RefSeq names its product zinc finger protein 497-like. NCBI's taxonomy places the organism in Eukaryota, Metazoa, Arthropoda, Insecta, Hemiptera, Cimicidae. The coding region runs from base 1 to 735 and encodes 244 amino acids. Gene Ontology annotation, biological process: regulation of transcription by RNA polymerase II. The record is from RefSeq and is a predicted model, not a curated record. Gene Ontology annotation, cellular component: nucleus. Gene Ontology annotation, molecular function: DNA-binding transcription factor activity, RNA polymerase II-specific; RNA polymerase II transcription regulatory region sequence-specific DNA binding. The transcript is spliced from 5 exons.